Messenger RNA from Apis cerana (Asiatic honeybee), 666 nucleotides. RefSeq lists its product as uncharacterized. The record is from RefSeq and is a predicted model, not a curated record. NCBI's taxonomy places the organism in Eukaryota, Metazoa, Arthropoda, Insecta, Hymenoptera, Apidae.
GCAACAAUAAUAAUUUGAUAUUGAAAAUUUCUUUUUCUUUUCUUUUUUUCCUAAUAAAACAUGCGUAAAGGUUGCGAAAGAUACGAGCAAUGGAAAGCGGAACGAGCGCUAAAGACGAAAAUUCAGGAAAAAAAGAAAGAAAGGAAGAAACGCAGGAAAUUAAAAAAGAUCGAAGAGGAAGAGGUGGACGAGGUGGACGAAUUUGGUAAAACAAUUCGAAAGUGUAAAAAAAAGAAGGAGAUAAAGAAGGAGAAGAGGAAGCCGAGACAAAAAGUUAGGAAAAUUUACAAACACAUACCGGAAUCAGAAUUGAUCUUAGGAUGUAUAAAACCAUCCAUGGAAGUGAGGGAACACUUCCUCAAUCCACGUCAUAUUUCAUGCAUGGGUCUUACGAUGCCGCCAAUGUACAUAUCGGAAGCACCGCGUAAGAUUUUGAUUUUUCACACUACGAUAACUCGCGUGGCUGAUCGACGAAAAAAACCGUUGUACAUAACUACUUUCAAAAAAUGGAGUUGUAAAAAAUCGGAAGAAUCGGAUUUAGACAGUUCAAGCGAAUCUAUUUGUUCCUUCGACAGUGAAAUAUGCCUUGCAGACGUGAAGCUGACAGCGAAGGAUCAAAAGGAGAUCAAGAAAUCUCAAGAGAAACGAUACGAGGAUGCCGAAUGA